Messenger RNA from Nasonia vitripennis (jewel wasp), 3068 nucleotides. Its product is annotated as nuclear exosome regulator NRDE2. The transcript has 2 exons. Gene Ontology annotation, cellular component: catalytic step 2 spliceosome. Lineage: Eukaryota; Metazoa; Arthropoda; Insecta; Hymenoptera; Pteromalidae. Gene Ontology annotation, biological process: negative regulation of RNA catabolic process; regulatory ncRNA-mediated post-transcriptional gene silencing. The record is from RefSeq and is a predicted model, not a curated record. The coding region runs from base 400 to 2958 and encodes 852 amino acids.
ACUACGUGAUGUAAACACCCGCCGAAUCGCGUGCCGUGUAGUUUUGUUUUUGCCUUUUCCUUGUGACACUUCCAAUUUGGAUUUUGAUACAGUGAAAAAAGUGAAAGCAAUGUUGAGAAACAAAAUCAACUAAACCAAGACAAAAGUUGGCUUGAAAAUUCCAGUUAUCAGGAGAUUUCCAAAUCUUUAUAUUCUUCUAAUGACAAUAACGAUUGGACUGAUAGCUCUGAGACUGAAGAUGAUGACGACAAAAUUGUUAAAAAUAACAAAGAAGAAAAUGCUGGUUGUAGCAAGUCAAUUGUUUUACAAAAAACAGAAAAUAAUAGCAGGGUUCCUUCUGCAAUCAAGGAUGUAAGCAACAAUGAUAAUCUGUUCUUUAUAGACAAGGAUAGGAAUAAGAUGUUUUAUUCCUUGAACAAAUUGGAACGUGGUUUGAAGCCAUACUACAAAUUAUCUAAUAACAGAUUAGGUUUUAAAUCUCAUAAGCCAAGAAAACAUAAGAAUUUUCAAAGGUAUCAUGUAACAAAUUUGGAUAAUAACCAAAAAAAAGUGAAAAAAGAUUCAAAUGUAAAAAGUAACGACGUAGAUGAUGAUCCUUCAGAAAAAACUGUCUAUUUGAGUAAUUUUGAAGUUGAGGACAAGCAAAAAGUUAUUAUUGAAGAAUUCAACAAAAAACUUGCCAAAGACCCUAAUGAUGUUCAAGCAUGGAUAGAAUAUGCCUCUUUUCAAGAUCAAAUGCACUCAAAACAUCUAAAACAAAUUAUAAAACAAAAAAAACUAUCUAUCAUUGAAAAAGGCUUAGCAGCAAAUCAUAACUCUAUUAAACUAUUAGAAAUUAAAUUACAUUUAUUGGCAAAACUUUUACCAGCUGAUGAGUUUUGUCAACAGGUUGAAGCAAUGAUUCAAAAAGAUCAGAAGAACAUUAUCUUAUGGCAAGCUCUCAUAAAGAUGACACGAACCUCUUGUGCUCUUUGCAAAGUCUCAAGUAUCUUAGACUUGUAUGUCAGGUGUUUUUCAAUUAUGAAACAGAGAUCCAAGCAAAAUCCUAAAUAUUAUGAUCAUCAAGUCUUACGUCUGCUGUUUCAAUGUUUAAUAUUUUUGAGACACGCAGGGCUUUGGGAGCAAAUGUGGGAAAUAAUACGUAUAAAUCUUUGUUUGAACCUACCAUUGGAUCACGAUACUCUCAAAUCUAUAAAUACAAUCGAUGAAAAAGUCCUAAUUAAUAUGGAAGAAUUGGUUUUAACUUCAAAACUACCUUUGAAUCAAUUAUGGCUACGCAUUGAAUCACUUAGAGAAAGUUGCCAUUGGACCAGUGUCGAUCUUAAAAAAGUCGACAUUAGCCUUAUUGGAGAUGAGAGACGAUUGGUAUCUGCUGAAGAAACAACCGAUUUUAUUUAUCCAACAAUCUCUAAGGAUUCAAGUUUUAGACUAAUAGUUUUUUCUCUUCUUUCUUUAAAAGUACCAUUGUUACCUACUCGCCAUUGUACAAUCAAAGACUUAGAACUCGAAGAUUAUUCUUGGUGUAUUGAUUCCCUGGAAUCUGUACUACCAAUGAUUUAUUCAAUAAUUUGGAAAAAUGAAUUAACCAGUCGCUUAAGUGAUAAAUCUGUGAUUGCAGAUUUACUUGAAGGAAAAUUAAUAUCAGGACCUCAGUAUUUGAAAUUUCAUCCAGCACAAGAAUCAUUUCUAGAAUUCAUAAGAUCAGUAUUUCAUACUGUAGCAGAAAAAUUACCACCAUCUCAGAGAACAUCUAUUCUUAUAUGGUGGCUGAGAUUGGAAAGACUAUUAGUUAAUAUUGCUAAAAGCGAUGCUUUAUGUGCAACUAACAGAAAUAAAAAGUUAAAGUCUACUAUCAAGAGUUUUUUGAAAAAAGCAGAAAAUAGAAAUAAUUUGCACUUUUAUCGUGAAUUUGCACUAAUAGAAUAUGAACUUGGUUCUUUGGACAGCUGUUUACAAAUUUUAAAAACUGUUAUUCAGUCACAAGAUAACAGUUCAUUAGGACAUGAAGACAAGGCGGCACUUUUUAGUUUAUACAGAACAAUUUUAGAAAUUUUAUUGAUGUCGAAUUCUGAAGAUUUUAAGUUAGACAUCUUUAAAGAUAUAAUGAAAAGUUUAAAAAUAUAUGUUUUCACAUGUUUUAACUAUGAUUCCAAUAUGUCGGUAGAAGAAAUGCUGUACAAUGAAAUUUUAAGAUUUUUAAUGAAUCCAAUCACAGAUGAACUUGAAGAAGAAUUCUUUUUACCCAACAUUUACUGUGAUAUCUUGCUUUGCUAUUCAUACUUAUUGCAUUACAAAAGUAAUAAUUUUGAUAACGUUGACGAUAUUUUAGAUUUGUGUGAUAGAUGUUUGAUGCAUUGUGCAAAAUGUGAGCGAUUGCAAGAAAGAUUUUAUGAAACGAAAGUAACAUUUAUACAAUUUUAUCAAAGUAGAGUUAAAAAUAUUAGCAAUGUUUUAAUCAAAACUGUAAGAGAAGCACUUGAUAAAUAUUCAUGUAACUUUUUGUUGCUGUCGACGAAUGCUUUGUUUGAAACUGAAUUGCCUUUUUGGAAAUGGAAAAUAAAAAGUGCAAAGUUCAAUAUCUGGUCAAUUUUAGCUAGUUGCUUAGCUGGAAGAGCUCGUAUUACAUACCUAAGAAAUACUGGAUUAUCAGACACUUAUGAAGCAAUGAUCAAUAAAAUGCUUGCAUUUCAUAAAGCAGUGUCAACAAAUGAAGAAGUGCAGGAUUGCCCUUUGCUGUGGAAAUUAUAUAUGUUGCUGCUUCAAGAACAUAAUUUGUGCGAAAGAAAGGGAGAGGACAUAUAUUAUGAAGCUGUAUCUCAGUGUCCAUGGGCUAGAAGUGUGUAUAUAAGUGCAUCUGAAGUUGCACCUCAAAACUUACCACAAAUUCAAGACCUUAUUAAAGAAAAAGGACUGAGAAUGCAUGUUACUCUUGAAGAAUUAGACAUUUUAAGAGAAUAGACUUUAUUUUUUAAGUUUUGACUAUACUGUAAUAACUUAAAAUGAUUUAAAAUGAUGUUAAAUAUGUACAGAAUGUUAAUAAACAUAUGAAUAAUGUAUUUUCAAACAAA